AACAGUUGCUAAUUUAGGUCAGUUAUUCUAUUUUUCUGUUAAAAUGGCUAAGUUCAUAUUAACAUCAGAUAGUGAUAUAGGUAAGAACAAAUGGUAAACCGCUAUUAUCUUAUAACAAUUGAAAAUAUUUAUUUUAUUUCAUUAUAAAUAAAUUUACACAGACAUAAAGCCCAUGAAUAUAAACAGAAGAAUAAUGUUAGAUUCAGAGGAUGAAAAUAAUUCCGCUAAGAAGAAUAAAUUAACGAAUCGAAAAAAGAGAAGAAGAAUUAUAGAGGUAGAAUCUUCAUCAGAUGAAGAUAUUGUUAUUGAGAACUUGGAUUAUGCGAAACAAAACAAAGAAAAAUAUUUGCAACAAAUAAACAAAAUUAAGCGAAAUAAUGGACAAAAAUACUAUACAAAAAGAGGAAAAUUCAUUCCUGCAAAACAAUUUGAAUCCAAAAAUUGUAAUUGCUCGCAGAAAUGUAUAGAACGUAUUAAUGAAGCACAACGUAUGGAAAUUUUUGAUAAGUUCUGGAAUAUAGGUGAUUUUAAUAAACAAAAUGUAUUUUUAUAUGGUAGUGUUCAACGAAAAUCUGUAAAUAGAAGACGGCCUAGAAAUAAUUCGGGCACUAAAAGAGCAUAUGCUUAUAAAUUUUACCUAGUCACUUCUGGUGGAAACAUUUUAGUAUGUAAGAAGUGUUUCAUUAAUACUUUCCAAAUAUCUACUGGACGAAUUGAUCGUAUCCUAAAAUCGCAUGAGAACAUUCCGAAUGACAUGCGUGGAAAAAUGGAUGGCUCUUGCAGAAGAACUAGUGAGCUACUGACGAAUACAGUGAUAGACCACAUAAAAAGCUUUCCGGCAUUUGAAAGUCAUUACACAUGAUCGCAAAAUCCAGAACUAAUGUUUUUAAAUCCGGAAUUAAAUAUAAGAAAAAUGUAUAGUUUAUAUUUGGAAAAAUGCAAGGAAAACAACUUGAGCUCAGUU
Molecule: messenger RNA, 964 nt
Organism: Centruroides sculpturatus (bark scorpion)
Lineage: Eukaryota; Metazoa; Arthropoda; Arachnida; Scorpiones; Buthidae
Exons: 1
Coding region: 173-862 (229 amino acids)
Source: RefSeq, a predicted model, not a curated record